Molecule: messenger RNA, 807 nt
Organism: Klebsormidium nitens
Lineage: Eukaryota; Viridiplantae; Streptophyta; Klebsormidiophyceae; Klebsormidiales; Klebsormidiaceae
Source: the annotation of a GenBank genome assembly
AUGAGACUCAUCUUUAUCGUGUUCUGGCAGGGCUGCCUUGGUAGACUCGCAGAAGAUACUAAAUUCCUGAAGGAGGUGCUGCAAUUUGCUCUCAGUAUCAGAGACGAGGUUGAAAUAGCAGAAAUUGAGGCAUCCUUUACUUCCCUCUUGAUCAUCAGCAACGCCGUGCAGACUACGAGAGCGGAUUUGAGUGCUUUGAGAAGCACUAGUCUUUACGAGCUUGUGGAGCACGCCAUGGCUGACUCCAAGACUAAGAAGCAGAUAGUGCUCGCAGCCAGGAUCCUAUUUCUGACCUUUGACAUAGACCCGGAUCACAAAUUUCUCUCAGAAUACCCUUCCAUCUGGUCAACCCUCCUCGCAUUGGCUACCUGUGGUCGAGAAAUAGAAGAGUGGAUCCGCUGUCAAGCCUUCUUCAUGGUGCUCCGAUGCUUGAAGCAGGUGAAAGAGUUUGAGUACGACCCGGAAGCGCCCGCGGUGGACGUGAUAUACAGCCUCUUCAAAGCUGACGAGGCUGCAGUACGCAGGGCGGUCCAGCUGCGCAGGAUGUUCUCAGCGCUGUCCGAGGAUGUCUGCGGCUUCAAGUACGUCGAGGAGCCGAAGAAGAAGCAGACCGCAGGGCUGAGAGACACAUCAGAGGCUGCCAAGGGGCACCCAUGGUGCUCAAACUUGUUGCUGAGGCCACGACUGGAAAGUCGAAAGUGCUCUGAAGCGAGUUGUCGCAACGUUGAGUCGGAAGGGGGAACGUUCCAGGUUUGUUCAAAGUGCAGGAUCGCCGUCUACUGCAGCAAAGGUAACCUGUCCUGUUGA